Helobdella robusta is the source of this 1755-nucleotide messenger RNA. RefSeq lists its product as hypothetical. The record is from RefSeq and is a predicted model, not a curated record. The transcript has 3 exons. Lineage: Eukaryota; Metazoa; Annelida; Clitellata; Rhynchobdellida; Glossiphoniidae. The coding region runs from base 1 to 1755 and encodes 584 amino acids.
AUGGCUGAGUCAACAAGAAAGAAGCAGGAUAUUUAUCUUCUAGGCCAGCCUCUAAAAACUGCCAUUCUGGGUAACAAAUACAAGAAGAAUUUUUACAGAGAAUUUUUGCUGGCACAAAGGGAACCGGGACGGCGUGGUUAUAUGAGUGGUGUAGAUAAAAAUCUGGCGCUGAAAGAGGCACGCUCGUAUGAAAGGAAAAGAAGACAGGAGAACUACAAAUUAAAGUCAGUCCAGGCGCAGGAAGAGAUCACUGCCGGUGCAUGUUCAGCUGAAAUAGAGCACAGUUCCAGUGAUUCAUCGUCAGAAUGUGAAUCAGAAGAAGACAGCAUUACCAAACGUGUCCAGGUAAAACGAAGUAGGAAAAGCUUCGAUGUCCCGUCCACAUUGUGCAACGUUCCUUUGGCUGUCCAUUGGGAUGGAAAGCUCUUACUUGAUUUGACCGGUAAUCAGAAAGUUGAUCGUCUUCCCAUUGUUGUUGCAGGAGCGGGAGUUGAAAAGCUCUUAUCAGUUCCAAAACUAGAAUCUGGUACAGGGGAAAGACAGGCUACAGAAGUGCACGAAUGCCUCUUAGAAUGGAACCUAGAGGAGUCUGUUAAGGCAUUAGUGUUCGAUACUACAGCGAGUAAUAGUGGAAAGAAAAAUGGAGCAUGCACCCUGCUGCAACAAAAAUUAGGGCGUAACGUGCUUCACAUAGCUUGCCGUCACCACAUAUCUGAAAUAAUACUUGAGCAUGCGUUUUCUGCAUGCAUGUCGUCUAAUACGUCAGGUCCAGAAAUAGCACUCUUCUUGCGCUUUCGAAAUGAGUUCAACAGCAUUAACCAAGCUGAUUACCAUACAAUUAUGGAUGAUGAAAGCUUGAACAGCAAAGUUGAACAACACAAAGAAGGUAUCGUUAGCUUUUGCCUAACGCAACUUGAACAAUUUCAGCCAAGGUGCGAUUACAGGGAACUACUGGAGCUUUCACUUAUUUUGCUGGGAGAGACACCGCCAAGGGGAGUCAGAGUUUUGCAACCUGGAGCUCUGCAUAGGGCACGCUGGAUGGCGAGACUAAUAUACGCCUUCAAAUUGUACAUGUAUCGUCAUCAGUUUCUGCUGACAAGAGUUGAAGAAAAGGGAAUCUGUCGAUUCAUCGUUUUUGGCAUCUGUGUGUAUCUUAGAUCGUGGUUCACGGCUCCAGAUCUUCUUAGUGCCGCUAGACAUGAUCUCCAGCUGGUAAAGAGAAUCCAACAAUUCAGAGAUGUAGACCGUGAAGUUUCUGUUGCCGCUGCAAACGCACUUUCUAGACAUCUAUGGUAUGUUAGCGAGGAACUUGUUGGAGCUGCGUUUUUCGAUGAUCAGAUUUCUCAUGAGGAGAAAGUGUUGAUGGUUGAUGCUCUGUCAGCGGUAUCAAAAACAACCAACGACUUCACCAAAAGAGUGCAGAUGAAUGUUAAUGAUAUAUCUGAUGAAAUGUCUGUCAAAGACUUUGUUGUGUCUUCGAAUACCAUGCAAUUCUUUGCAAUCCUCGGACUGCCUCACUCAUUUCUAAACAAGACACCUUCCGAGGGGAGAGAAGAUGAACAGUACAAGAAAGCUUUUGAAGUUGUAAGCGGUAUAAAGCCAGUCAAUGAUUUUGCAGAGAUGCAGGAUUUUAACAGAACAAUAGUAUCGUCUGAAGAACAAAAGCAGUAUGUUCUGCAAGUUGUUGAGUACCAUCGUACCCAGUAUCCAAACCCAAAGAAAGAGACAUUAGUGGGAGGAAAUACAUCUCCUUAA